AUGGCCAACCAGGCAAUGUUGGAAAAGCCCACCGGCGAGUACCGCCAAUACCUACCAGACUUGAGCCUAAAGCGCUUCGAGGUGAUGUGCCAGCAAGAUGCGCACGAAUAUGCCCACGACUUUAAGACCGGACACCAGCCGCCAUGGCUGCAUGCACUAUAUAUGCAUUGGUUGGAGCUAUUGCAGGAGCCAUUCAAGGGCGUGACCACCGACGGAAACGUCCGCCCAGGUCUAUUCACAUUACAAAACGAAGAUGUCCCCAUUCAACAAAUCGUGGACGCAACCAACGCAGUAACAGCCCAGCUAGACGACAAGCAACAAGAAGCCAUAAACUACCACAUCGACUCCCCCACUGGCGCACAUGUAAUGAACGUGCUAAAGACAACGCUCUCCCCAGAAGGCUACGACAAAGCCGUCAGCGCCAUGCGCAUCAACCACUUCCUCGGCGAGCUAGUCAAAUCCCCAGCAGUGAUGAACGAAUUCUCCUACAACUUUGUCCUCUUCGGCCGGCCCUCGACCACCAGGCCGUGGGGCUGGUCCUUCUACGGUCACCACCUUUGCCUGAACAUCUUCCUGUACAAGGGCCAGAUCAUCGCCUCGCCAUGGUUUACGGGUGCAGAGCCUAACGAGAUUGAUACGGGUCCGCAUGCCGGUACACGCAUUAUGCAGAUCGAGGAGAAGCUGGGCCUGCAGCUGAUGCAAUCUCUUUCUGCGGAAUUGCAGGCUUCAGCGCGGGUCUUUGCUCUCAUGAAGGAUCCAGCUAUGCCGCCUGGGCGCUGGAACAAGAAUGAUCAGCGCCACUUGUGUGGUGCGUACCGGGAUAACCGGGAAGUGCCGUAUGAGGGCAUUCUGGCGUCGACGUUUAGUGCUGAGCAGAAGGGGUUCAUGUAUGGCAUUCUUGAGCAGUACUUGCUUUAUCUGCCGGCGAAGUCGCGGGCUAUGAAGAUUGAUCAGGUGCGCGCGCAUGAGGAUGAGACAUACUUCUGUUGGAUUGGGGGGUAUGGGGAUGAGGAUCCGUUCUAUUAUCGCAUUCAGAGCCCUGUGAUUCUUGUUGAGUUUGAUCAUCACUCCGGGGUGUUUUUGAAUAACGAGGAGCCGAAGAAGUUCCAUAUCCAUACGCUGUUGCGUACGCCGAAUGGUGGUGAUUAUGGUCAUGCGCUCCGGUCGUUGAUUCCUGCUGUGGAGGGUUUGAAUGGGAAGGAGAUUGUCUGGUAG
Molecule: messenger RNA, 1215 nt
Organism: Penicillium canescens
Lineage: Eukaryota; Fungi; Ascomycota; Eurotiomycetes; Eurotiales; Aspergillaceae
Product: DUF3500 domain-containing protein
Exons: 3
Coding region: 1-1215 (404 amino acids)
Source: RefSeq, a predicted model, not a curated record